UCAUGCUGAGAAAUAAUGAAAAAUAAGUAAAAUACACUGGAUAAAGAGGAUAAAGUGUAUAGAUUAUGUGCAGAAUUCGUUGACCUAAUACCCGAGUGUGAAUUUACCAAAUACCAGGUGUUUUUUCUUGUGCACUACAGUAAUGAAUGAUUUUUCUCGGCCGACAAGACUCGCAUACAAUUUAAUGUUCGUACUCGUACCGAGCUUGUCUUUUCACGCGAGUUCGUUUCUAGUGUAUAUAGCCAGUCUAUGGACGGUCGAUGCGUGAAUAUAUUUCUAUGUCUAACAUAACCUCAAACUUGCCGCUGCAGUCGGGGAAGUCGUCGUCAUCAGCGUCAGCGUUGUUGGUGGAUAUUCCACAGCCACAGGCAGAGUUCUUGAUUCGAUAAGCAUCGCCAGCGCAACGAGGACGCAAUGAAUGAGAAAAUCAAAUCGCCCUCAACCCAGGCGAGUGGUGGUGCAGCUGGUGGAAAUGUGACCCCAGCGGUGGCAGCCACCACAGGUGGCGCCACACCGCCCACAUCGGGUCCGCCCACACCUAAUAACGGCAACGAUCCUAUUAUACAACAAGGUGGCACUGUACCACAUCCCUAUGGCGGCCCGCCUCCUGGCGCCGUGCCCGGCGUAGCUCCCGAUUCGGCUGCAGCUAUGUCGCACUAUCAUCACUUACAUCAACAACAACAACAACAACAACAGCAGCCGCAGCCACAGGGUCCACCGCUACCACCACACAUGCAACACCAUGGUGGACCACCGCCACCACAGGGACCACUACCGCUGCCGCUGGAGCAUACGUCCGGUGUGAAGGAUGAAUACGGCUCGGCACAUUUGCCGCCGCCACCAGGCGUUCAACACCCGCAUGCUCAUCCCGCUUACGCGCGCUACCACUCGGCUGAUCCCAACGUAGAUCCCUACCGCUACGGUCAUGCGCCGCCGCAGCAGCCACCGCCAGGCAGCAAGCCGCCUCACCAGCAGCAGCAGUCGCAGGGCGGUACUGGGGGAUCUCCGAAUCGGCCCCCGCAACAGCGCUACAUACCCGGACAGCCGCCGCAGGGUCCAACACCAACACUAAACUCAUUGCUGCAAUCAUCAAAUCCUCCCCCACCACCCCAGCAUCGCUAUGCGAACAACUAUGAGACACAACAAGUAGCCAACGCGGCAGCAGCCGCUGCCGCUGCCGCAGCACAACAGCAGCAUCAGCAGAGCACUCAACAGCCUGGCGGACCGCCGCCCCCGUUGCCGGGCCAUGGACCGCCGCCGCCACAGCACCAGCAAUACGGAGCGCAACAGGGCGGUUGGGCACCACCCCCAAGACCCUACAGUCCACAGUUGGGCCCAUCGCAGCAGUAUAGGACACCUCCGCCGACAAACACUUCCCGAGGUCAAUCGCCAUAUCCGCCAGCUCACAGUCAAAACUCAGGUUCCUAUCCAAGUUCGCCACAACAACAACAACAACAACAACAGCAACAGAGCCAACAGCAACAACAACAACAGGCCGCACAACAGCCUGGCGCUCCUGGUGCGCCGGCACCCCCUUCCGGUCCCGCACCGCCACAGCAGCAACAGAGUACACCGCCCACAUCUCAAUAUUCGCCGUACCCGCAAAGGUAUCCAACACCCCCAGGCUUACCGACAUCUGGGCCCAACCAUCGAACUGCCUACACAACACACCAGUAUCCGGAACCAAAUCGGCCGUGGCCUGGUGGCUCAUCGCCCAGUCCCGGUCCCGGUCAUCCGUUGCCGCCUGCCUCGCCGCACCAUGCCCCGCUGCAACAGCCGCCGACGCCGCAUAGCGCUGGUGGUGGCCCGCCACCCAGUAGUAGUCCUGGCCAUGCCCCCAGUCCAUCGCCGCAGCCCUCGCAAGCAUCGCCAUCGCCGCACCAGGAGCUGAUCGGGCAAAAUAGCAACGAUAGUUCAAGUGGUGGAGCACACAGUGGCAUAGGCUCAGGCCCACCCGGCACUCCUAACCCACAGCAAGUAAUGAGGCCAACACCAUCGCCUACAGGCUCGUCGGGCUCAAGAUCCAUGUCUCCUGCAGUGGCACAAAAUCAUCCAAUAUCGCGCCCGGCGAGUAAUCAGUCAAGUAGUGGUGGUCCAAUGCAGCAACCGACCGUGGUUGCUGGCCCACCCCCAAUGCCACCACACGGUUUACCAGGUGGGCCACCAUCUCAGCAACAAUCUCAGCAGCAGCAGGCUUCAAAUUCAGCAUCUUCAGCGAGUAAUUCGCCGCAGCAGACGCCACCACCUGCACCGGCGCCAAACCAAAAUGUUAACAAUAUGGCUACACCACCACCACCACCGCAAGGAGCUACCAGUGGCUAUCCUCUCCCGCAACAUAUACAUGGCGGCUACAAAAUGAGCUUACCAGGUCAAAGCCCCGGUGCUCAAGGAUAUCCUCCACAGCAGUAUCCUCAAGGUAACUACCCGCCACGUCCCCAGUAUCCGUCGGGAGCGUAUGGAGCUGGACCACAACCGCCACCAAAUAGUCAGUCCGCUGGAGGCGCUAACAGCAUGCCAUCCGGAGCACAACCUGGAUACCCUCGGUCAAUGCCAAACCACGGUAGUGGCAGCCCCCAUCAGCAGUAUCCUCCGUAUCAGUGGGUUCCGCCGUCACCACAGCAGUCUGGCCCUGGCAGUGGAUCAGUACAAAUUUCCGCUGGCAUGGGCAAUCACGUGCAGGGCAAGGGCACACCACCGCCAGUUGGACCACCACCGCCACAGGGCAGUGGCUCUCCGCGUCCUCUUAACUACCUUAAGCAGCAUUUACAACACAAAGGUGGAUAUGGCGGUAGUCCGGCAGGACCCCAACCCCAGGGCUAUGGAAAUGGACCAACUGGCAUGCAUCCGUCAAUGCCCAUGGGUCCUCCACAUCAUAUGGGUCCGCCGCAAAGUAUGGGACCACCUACCAGUACACCGCCGCAGUCUAUGAUGGGCGCGCAGAGUGGCAGCGACACCGAACAUAUAUCCCAAGACAAUGGUAUUAGUUCAUCCGCGUCAUCGCCAGCUGCAGGCUUGCAUGCAGUUACUGCAGUAGUUACAACUGGACCGGAUGGCACACCAAUGGAUGAAGUCAGUCAACAGAGUACGCUCUCAAAUGCGUCUGCAGCAUCAGGUGAAGAUCCACAGUGUACUACGCCAAAGUCGCGCAAACAUGAUCCAUAUAGCCAAAGUCAUUUAGCUCCACCCAGCCCCUCGCCACAUCCAGUUGUAAUGCAUGGAGGUGGCGGGCCGACAGGCGAAGAGUACGAAAUGAACUCGCCUCCAAACUGGCCCCGUCCAGCCGCUAGCUCACAGGUUUUCAACAGUCAUGUUCCUGUUCAACAAGAACCUUUUCGUAGCACUAUAACGACUACUAAGAAAUCCGAUUCGCUUUGCAAGCUGUAUGAAAUGGAUGACAACCCGGAUAGGCGCGGUUGGCUAGACAAAUUACGUGCUUUCAUGGAGGAUCGCCGUACACCAAUAACGGCUUGCCCGACCAUCUCAAAACAGCCACUUGAUUUAUAUAGGUUAUAUAUUUAUGUAAAAGAACGUGGCGGAUUCGUCGAGGUGACCAAGAGCAAGACCUGGAAGGAUAUUGCCGGUCUGCUCGGAAUCGGCGCCAGCAGUAGCGCUGCAUACACACUGCGUAAGCACUACACAAAGAAUCUGUUGGCAUUUGAGUGUCACUUUGAUCGUGGCGACAUUGAUCCAUUACCCAUAAUACAGCAAGUGGAGGCUGGUAGCAAGAAAAAGACAACAAAGGCAGCAUCGGUACCAUCACCAGCAUCAAUGCCGCUUGCCGACUCAGGCACUCAAAAUCAAUCAGCUGCCACUGUUGCCGGUGAUAACAUAAAUGUGAGCAAUCCUUUUGAGGAUCCAAUUGCUGGCGGUGGGGCCGCUGGUGGUGUUGCUGCUGCUGCUGCAGUUGGUGGUGCUGCCUCACAUGGUGCUCCCCCACCACCCCCGCAUUCACCGCACACAGCGCCACAAUCGGGCAACCAACAACACCACCAACAAGGCAUUCCAUCCCAAUUGCCAUCGCCGUCGCAGCAACCACCGGCGCCACCACCACAGCAACAUGGGCCGCCGUCGACGCAGCAUGCGCGCCCUGGAACUGGAGUACCUUAUCCACAGGGUAGCUCUGGGUAUCCAACGCCUGUGUCUAGAACGCCAGGUUCCCCCUAUCCAACACCUCCUGGUGCUUAUGGGCAGUAUGGCUCGAGCGAGCAGUACAGCUCCGCUGGCCCGCCGGGCCAACCUUUCGGACCAAAUCAGGGCCAAUAUCCGCCUCAGAGUCGCAAUAUGUACCCUCCCUACGGACCCGAGGGGGAAGCCCCUCCAGCUGGUGCGAAUCAGUACGGUCCCUAUGGCAAUCGUCCCUACAGUCAAGCACCACCCGGUGGACCGCAGCCACCGGCACAAGCGGUAGCGGGUGGCCCUCCGACUAGUGGCGCUCCCGUAGCCCCGCCAAACAGCGGCUAUGUACCAAGCACUCCAAAUCAACAGGAUUACUAUAGGCCGCCGGAUCAAAGUCCUCAGCCACGCCGACAUCCGGACUUUAUUAAAGAUUCUCAGCCUUACCCUGGCUAUGCUACGCGGCCCCAAAUUUAUGGUGGUUGGCAAGGCAACAAUCCGCAGUAUCGUCCUCAAUAUCCCACAUCGACUGCACCUCAGUCGUGGGGCAAUGCUCCACCUCGGGGUGCUGCUCCCCCUGGAGGCCCACACGGUCCGCAUGGGCAGCAACAAGCUGGAGUUGCUCAGUGGGACCAACAUCGUUAUCCACCCCAACAGCCACCACCUCCGCCGCAACAGCAGCCGCCUUACCAGCAAAGUACGCCGCCUGGACAGCAACAGCAGGCGGCACCACAAUGGGCGCAAAUAAAUGCGGCUCAGGCCCCACCACAAUCAAGUAUUUCUCAGCCGUCGUUGCGUCCACCAACUGGAGUGGGGCAGCAACAGCGUAUGCCCAGCGGAGUGGCCGUAAUGCCGCCACAACAGCAGCAAGGACAAACAGUUUCACAGCCACCACAUGGCGGGGUACCAGCAUCCAGUAUGCCGUCUGUGCCCGGAAUGGUGAAGCCACCUUACGCUAUGCCACCACCCUCACAGUCUGGUAGUGGCUCACCAGGUGGGCCUAUGGUUGGCAGUGCACCGGUUACCAUGAUCGCGCAAAAGCCGUCGCCCAUAGUUGGACAAGGAAUGCCGCCCACACAGCAGCAGCCACCACAUCAGCUCUCCAAUCAACAGCCUGUCUAUGCCCCGCAAGUGACUGGCCCAGGAGCGCAGAUGGUCAAGAAAGAGCUAAUCUUUCCACAUGAUAGUGUAGAAUCGACUACGCCGGUACUAUACCGCCGGAAGCGCCUGACCAAGCUUGACGUGUGCCCUGUCGAUCCCUGGCGAAUUUUUAUGGCCAUGCGCUCGGGCUUACUUGCUGAGUGCACAUGGGCGUUAGAUGUGCUUAAUGUUCUUUUGUUCGACGACUCGACCGUACAAUUCUUUGGCAUAUCAAAUUUGCCGGGUCUGCUAACGCUCUUGCUGGAGCACUUCCAAAAGAAUCUAGCGGAAAUGUUCGACGAACGCUGUGACGAGGCAGCAGAUGAGGCGGCAGAUGACGACGCUGAUAGCGGCACAGUAUCAUUGAAAGCUGAGGACAAGCUGCAGCGGAAGCAAACGCGUUCAGUGCACAGCAUUUCUAGCUACAACCGUAGAAGGCACUACGAAAAUAUGGAUGUGAAGCGUGUUGCCCACAGCGAGGACUCGGAUGAAGCUGACGAGGGUAUUGACUUGGGUCAGAUACGUGUUCAGCCCAAUCCCGAAGAGCGAUCCCUUCUCCUUUCGUUUACACCCAACUACACCAUGGUCACACGGAAGGGUGUGCCCGUCCGCAUUCAGACCGCUGAUAACGAUAUUUUUGUUGACGAGCGUCAAAAGGCUUGGGAUAUUGACACGAAUAGGUUAUACGAGCACCUGGAACCAGUGGGCAGUAAUGCUUGGACCUAUGGCUUUACGGAACCCGACCCACUUGAUGGCAUCAUCGAUGUGUUUAAGUCAGAGAUCGUUAACAUUCCAUUUGCGCGAUACAUACGCUCCAAGCACAAGAGCAAACAGGAAGCCGCACAGAAAAGCAAUAUUAGCCCAAAACACGAAGAUAUUUCGCCUGUGCUUAAGCAAGAGGACACCACAAGUAGUACGGAGGACAGUAGUUUACUUCAACAGACUUACAAUAAGAAGCGGCGCCUUGUGGGUAGUGUCGGUGCAGCUAGUACCGACAACAAGAAGUCCAAAGUGGGGGAGGAGUUUGCGCAGCCAGCUGUGGAGCCGAAAAAGGAGCUAGACAACGAAACGGUGGGAGCCAGUACAACCGACAGUGAUUGUCGGACCAUUGAUAUGGAAAUCGAAUCUCCGCAACAACAACGUCUUACCAAUGGAGUUGCCUCAAUGCCCAAGAGAUUUGAUCCCAAGUCCACGGUGCGAGAUGAUGCGCAUGUCCUGCAGCGACGCCGCGACUCUAGCUACGAGGACGAAUGCUACACGCGGGACGAAGCGUCAUUGUACUUAGUAAAUGAGAGUCAGGACUCAUUGGCGCGCCGCUGCAUUGCGCUCUCCAAUAUUUUCCGAAAUUUGACUUUUGUGCCUGGGAACGAAACGGUGUUGGCUAAGUCGUCGCGAUUCUUAGCAGUGCUCGGUCGAUUGCUAUUGUUGAACCACGACCACUUGCGGCGGACUCCCAAGACGCGCAACUACGACAGGGAGGAGGAUACAGACUUUACCGACUCCUGCAGCUCGCUGCAGGGAGAGCGCGAAUGGUGGUGGGAGUAUUUAAUAACCAUACGAGAAAAUAUGCUCGUGGCUAUGGCAAACAUAGCUGGACAUCUGGAGCUCUCCCGCUAUGAUGAGCUAAUCGCACGUCCGCUUAUCGAUGGACUGCUGCACUGGGCCGUGUGUCCCAGUGCGCAUGGUCAGGACCCGUUCCCCUCAUGCGGCCCGAACUCUGCGUUAUCCCCACAACGCCUCGCCCUGGAAGCGCUAUGCAAAUUAUGUGUCACGGAUGCGAAUGUUGAUUUGGUGAUUGCGACACCACCGUUUUCCCGGUUGGAAAAACUGUGCGCGGUGCUUACGCGUCAUCUGUGUCGGAACGAGGAUCAGGUGUUGCGUGAGUUCUCAGUCAACUUGCUGCACUACCUGGCGGCAGCGGACAGUGCCAUGGCGCGUACUGUGGCCCUGCAGUCGCCGUGCAUCUCGUAUCUCGUUGCAUUUAUCGAACAGGCGGAACAAACUGCGUUGGGUGUGGCCAACCAGCAUGGAAUUAACUAUCUCCGGGAGAAUCCCGACUCAAUGGGAACCAGCCUGGACAUGCUGCGAAGGGCAGCCGGGACGCUGCUCCAUCUGGCCAAGCAUCCCGAUAAUCGUUCGCUAUUCAUGCAACAGGAGCAAAGACUGCUUGGAUUGGUCAUGUCGCAUAUAUUGGAUCAGCAAGUGGCAUUGAUCAUAUCUCGGGUGCUAUACCAGGUGUCGCGCGGAACCGGACCACUGCAUUCGGUGGAGUACAGAUUGUUGCAGCAGCGACAGCAGCAACAGCAACAACAGCGAAUAAACCAGACGCCGUCUGAGAAACAAAGUGCCCCAGCAACGCUGAAUGUAAAGCCCGAGCCGAGCGCCCAGCCUGAGCUGUCUGCGGCUGAUGCCAAGCCUGCCGCGGCUGUGGCCACGACAGCUGCAAUCAACGACGAUAACAGCAACAGCAGCCAGCAACUGCCGCCAGCGGCAACAUUCAAUGAUGUCAGCAACAGCAGCACCAACAGCAACAGCUGCGGCACCGUCAGCAGCAAUCAGACCAACAGUAGCAGCCUGGGCAGCAGUAGUCAGCCCACUCUGAACAAUUUAGUGGCAACCAGCGAGCAACAGGUCGGCAAAUCGCCCUCAGCUCCGUCUUCCGCUGUGUCGUCCAACAAUUUAGGUCACGUCAACGACGCUGCCGCAACAGCGUCGAAUGCAACGCCUCCGCCGUCAGUGGCACAGCCGACUGCACCACCGCCAGCGAACACGAACACAACAGCUGCCGUUGCGUAGUAUACAACGAUGAUGCCGGCUAAGACUUACUCCUCUUGGAGACGUGGCGAUGGUGCAGUCGAAGAAAUUUGCAAAAGAAAUGAUUGAGCAUACACGCAAGAUAUACAUGCAUAUAUACAUAUAUAUAACUGGAAAAUCAGAUUUGUAUCUCUUGCAAAGUGUUUAAUCAAUUAAUGUAAAUGUACUAAGUGAUGGGAUAGAACUUUUAAAGCAAAUGACCUUU
This is a messenger RNA of Drosophila navojoa, 8272 nucleotides long. It is a transcript of the gene osa, whose product is annotated as trithorax group protein osa. Gene Ontology annotation, cellular component: brahma complex; SWI/SNF complex; nucleoplasm. Gene Ontology annotation, molecular function: nucleosome binding; DNA binding. Lineage: Eukaryota; Metazoa; Arthropoda; Insecta; Diptera; Drosophilidae. Gene Ontology annotation, biological process: positive regulation of DNA-templated transcription; regulation of transcription by RNA polymerase II; chromatin remodeling. The record is from RefSeq and is a predicted model, not a curated record.